Molecule: messenger RNA, 645 nt
Organism: Drosophila busckii
Lineage: Eukaryota; Metazoa; Arthropoda; Insecta; Diptera; Drosophilidae
Exons: 2
Coding region: 54-632 (192 amino acids)
Source: RefSeq, a predicted model, not a curated record
CAAAAUACAAACAACAAAACAACACAAUAUAAACUACAAGAGCUGCAGACAACAUGUAUAGUGGAAAUUUGUGGAUUUUUCUUUUAUUGUUAGGUAUAGCAGAGCUGCUGGCAUUUGGUUUAAAUCGAAGCACUAGCUACGCAGCUGAAGAAACGCAGCUAAGUAUAAAUUCCAUUAAAGUACCGUUAGUUACACAAACUAUAUUUGGUCAACGACUGCGCCGCAAUAAGAGCCCAGCAGAAUUCAUCUUGGUAAACCAUCGAGUUGCUGUCAGUGCGCGACGAGGUCAUAAGAGAUUUACCGAGGGACGCCUAACGGUUGAUUCGGAUCCUGUCAAGCAGUACUAUCCAGAAACUGCAAGGCUCUCCGACGUUUGUUUGGGAAGCACCAUACCCUAUGGCAUACCUAAGGUUAUGAAGUGGAUCAAGCAAUUCAAUCACAACAAUGAGCUAAGUGCGCGGCCAUUUUACAUUGAUCUGCGCAGGAAAAUAUUCGACGAUGGCAAUUCCGAGGAGUGCCAUAAACUGAGUAUGACGCACUGGAAGGCUUUUCAAGAAUGCCAGCUGCGUCGUAAUCAGCGCAUGGAAUACAACGUGCCACAAUAUCCGCAUCAUCAAAAGCAACUGACAUAACAGACAUAAUUUU